This is a messenger RNA of Arachis ipaensis, 1185 nucleotides long. Lineage: Eukaryota; Viridiplantae; Streptophyta; Magnoliopsida; Fabales; Fabaceae. The record is from RefSeq and is a predicted model, not a curated record.
UAGAAGAACAGAACCGUUUUCUUAUGGGUUCAAUUCUCAAAUUUCGUAACAUAUAUGGUUCCUUUAAAUGCUUUCAUUCUAAACCUAAUUGGGGUUCCGGUGCUUCAGAUAAAACCCCCAAAUUGGAACCAAAUAGGAAUAACAAUAGGGUAGGGAUUUUUUGGGACUUAGAUAACAAGCCACCAAACUCAAUUCCACCUUUUGAAGUUGCCAAUAAGCUUAGAAUUGUUGCAUCUUCAUUUGGGGUUGUUAGGCAUAUGGUAGCUUAUGCAAAUAGUCACACUUUCACCAGUGUCCCACACGCUGUUCGGCAGUGGAGGAAAGAGAAGGAGCUGUAUAACCGAUUGGAGAGCAAAGGCGUCAUCAAGCGGAAUGAGUCUCAUGUUUGCAGGGUUUGUGGGAGAAAGUUUUACACUAAUGAGAAGCUUGUUAACCAUUUCAAGCAGCUACAUGAGAGCGAGCAAAUGAAAAGGGUGAACCAGAUAGCAUCUGCAAGGGGGAACCGGAGGGUGAAGUUGGUGGCAAAGUAUUCGAUGAAGAUGAAAAAGUAUAAGAAGGCUGCAAGGGAUAUUCUUACUCCAAGGGUGGGGUAUGGUUUGGCAGAUGAGCUGAAACGCGCAGGAUUUUGGGUUCAGUCCGUGUUGGAUAAGCCACAACUGCGGAUCAUGCAUUGGAAAGUCACAUGGCAUUGCAGCUGAAGCUCUUGUUUAUGGUGAGGCAGAGGGGGCAGAAAAUGAUGAAAAUCUAUUCAGAAACAUCUGUCUUCUUUUGGAGCCCCGAUUAUCUUUAACUGAGGUAUCUCUACAGUGCACAAUCGACGCCCCUGUUCUGAUGGUAUAUAUUCAUAUGUGAUACUGAAAUUUCAGCCUUAACUUUCUUGCCUCGAGAAGAUGUCUAAUCAAGAAAGAUGGUCUAAUCAAGAAUUGAGAUGGAUGGCAUGGCAACAAACACUGCAAGUUGUAUAUUGAAGUCAUUGAAACAAAGUAACUUUCUGUUGCAAACAACCUGUAAUUCCCAUAUUGUCAUAUUGAUAUGGAGUUUGUAUAUUAUAUUUAAGCUAGACAAAUUGGUUAUGUUCAAACCUAAACUCCCUAGAAACUGGGAUAGAUUAAUCUUUUUUAUUUUUAUGUUGGCCUACGUUCCCUCCCAAAAAUACAUUAUUUGAGCUAUGAAUUUAAUUUUAAU